Molecule: messenger RNA, 2063 nt
Organism: Vollenhovia emeryi
Lineage: Eukaryota; Metazoa; Arthropoda; Insecta; Hymenoptera; Formicidae
Exons: 5
Coding region: 282-860 (192 amino acids)
Source: RefSeq, a predicted model, not a curated record
GUAUCGAGGUCUCUUAAUGUCUGACGCUCACGAGUGUCGGUCAAGUACAGCCGACGAUUUACCGUGAACCGCCAAGGUAAUCUUAAUCGGCCGGUCAUCAUUCGACGGCGAUGUGGCGCGGCCUUUUUACGCCAAGUAAACGGCGCGGGACCAUGAGACGCGUUUCCUUAUGAGGAUCGGUAGAGACCUCGAGCGAGAACUUGGUCGGCCACGGCUGCGUGUAUAACGCGAUUCCGCGGUCUCGCUCCUCCGUGGCCGCGGCCUCAGUACGAAGAUAGAGAAUGUCGGAGAGUCCCUUCGAGCCGAACCUACCGAUGUUCGUGUGGACAAAAAUGGGAGACGAAAUCGCCCUACGAAUGCAGCUGAGGACCUGUUGCAGAUGCUGUUCCCUAAAAACGGGAACAAUCUUCAGCGGAGUAUGCGGUAUCGUGCUAGCCGUGAUUUCUCUGAUCCUGAUCUUCACUGCGAACGUAGAAUGGAAAACGAUAAUUAUCGACAUCCUAGACAAGACGGCCGUGAAGAUCAUCUUCGCGAUCAACCUCUGCAUGACCAUUCUGAUUUCUACGCUGCUCAUAAUCGGCGCUCUAAGGAAAAAUACAUUUAUGAUGCUUCCGUGGGUGGUUCUGGGCAUUAUGCUGGCCGUCGCGCUUCUUGUGAGCGUCCUUUACACCGCGAUUAUGUUCUUCGUAAACAGCGAAGUUCUUAACGGCGUUCUUUGGCUCGUUUUCGGUCUAAUUGCCGUCGUGGUGUACACAUACAUGUGGCUGGUGGUGUACAGCUACUUUCAACAACUGAGGAUCGAGAAGAUGAGCAAAAGAAUGGGUCCUUAUGGAAAACCGUACAAUUACCGGCGGGCAUGAGAGCAAGAUUGAAUGUGUACACGUACGAUUGCUUGGGGCCUGUCCGCGAAAGCGAUCGUGGAGAAUGGCGUGGCGACCGCAGCAAUCGCUACCGCUCGUAUAAACAUUUAUAGACGCGCGUCGACUCACGACACGUUGUUACAAUUGGUUGCAAGUUGCGGUGGUUCACGCCGUUUCCGCCGUGUCUCUGACUCGCUGAAUAACGUCGGACUGAAAAACUAAGUUUUCUUACAGUCAUUAUUUAUCCGAGCAACGACAUGGGAAUGUCUUCCUCUUAAUUGUCAAUCUAAACACAGCGUCAUAAAGAUAUUCCCGUUACAGUUUAUAUUUCGCACCAAAGCACGAUAUAUUUCGAUUUACAUGACCGGAUGUUUCGCGAGAGCAUCCCGUAAUCCGCGUAAAGUAAGCAUAAACUAUAGGACAUUUGUACAUUACGUUGUAUUUAUUGUAACUAUUAUUAAUUAUUUUGUCUAAUGAAUAAUUUUGCCCAUAUACGAAUACUCACGUAAUUUUUAAGAGUUCUGCUUUCGAGCGACUAAGAGCGUCAAAUAUUCCAAGUACAAUUAUUAAUCAGUGGUUAGUAAUGAAUUAGACAACCUGCUUUUUAUACGCUAUUAUAAAUUAAAUACCAAACGGCAUAAACAAAUAUUACUUUUAUCGUUCAGGUUUAAUCAAAGAGAGAGCGAGAGAGAGAGAAAUAGAUGAUUAGAGAAAUGCAGAUCGGUAAAUUGACCUGCAUUGUUAUAAAAUAGUUUACCAAGUGUUUUUUAUAAGAUGAAUUUUCGUAAAAAAAAUACUGCCCUUGUCGUCGAUCUCUUGUCAAGACAUAAUAAUAGCAAUAAUAUGAUGGAGUUUAUAAAUUAGUUAAGAAAUUAACUGGUAUUUAUUUAAUUUUUUAAUUUGUCAAGAGGAAGAAGUGGAAAUAUAUUACGCGUGAAAUACGUUUUGUCCGUAAUACCAUUAUAAAAAGUGAAUCUCUGUGUUUUAAUUACUUAUUUUUAAUUUUCUCUUCUGUAACGUGUGCCAUUGUAUCUGUUUCGACCUUAAUUAAUUAAUUAUAUAUUAACUACAUUUCUUAUUAUAAUUAAAAUAAUUCGAUUAUUUAAUUAUUGAAAAUCAUCAAUUAGUUCUUCUUUUCAAUACCAUCUGUUGCAAUCCUGAAAGUUAGGUUUCUUUCUUUAAAAUAAAUCCCUUUACAAAAUA